Messenger RNA from Oryza brachyantha (malo sina), 3864 nucleotides. RefSeq names its product protein unc-13 homolog. Lineage: Eukaryota; Viridiplantae; Streptophyta; Magnoliopsida; Poales; Poaceae. The transcript has 13 exons. Bases 115 to 3729 code for a protein of 1204 amino acids. The record is from RefSeq and is a predicted model, not a curated record.
CCCCUCCCUCCCUCCCUCUCUCCUCCUCCCACUUCCUAGAGAGAGAGAGAGAGAGAGAAAGAGGAGAGAGAGAGAGCGGCGAGCUCCACCACCGACGGGCCUUCCGCCGCCGCGAUGUCUCGCCUGUUCCGCGAGUCCCGCCGCGACUCGGCCUCCUCCAACGGCUUCGGCGGAGGAGGAGGAGGAGGCGGUGGCUCGGGAGGGCUCCCCUCCCCGUUCCCCGAGCUAGGGGUUCGGCUCUCCUCCCCCGAGCUGCGCGAGGCGGCGUACGAGGUGCUCGUGGCGUCGUCGCGUACCACCGGCGGGAAGCCGCUCACGUACAUCCCUCAGGCGGCGGCGGGGGGUGGCGGCGGUGGGCCGGCGUCUCCGGCCUCCGCGUCGUCGGUCUCCUCCGCGAACACGUCGUCCCCGUCGCUCCAGCGCUCGCUCACCUCCGCCGCGGCGAGCAAGAUGAAGAAGGCGCUCGGGCUGAGGUCGUCGGCGUCGUCCAAGGGCGGGAGCCCCGGGAGUGGCGGGGCGAAGGCGCCGCCGCGGCGGCCGGCGACCGUCGGGGAGCUGAUGCGGGUGCAGAUGCGGGUGUCGGAGCCCGCCGACGCCAGGAUCCGGAGGGGCCUCCUUCGCAUCGCCGCGAGUCAGCUUGGCAGGCGUGCUGAUUCUAUGGUUUUGCCCUUAGAAUUCCUACAGCAGUUCAAGGCAUCAGAUUUCCCUGACCCUCAAGAGUAUGAUGCAUGGCAGAGUAGGAACUUGAAGCUUCUUGAGGCUGGUCUGCUUGUUCACCCACUUGUUCCAUUGAACAAAUCAGAUGUUUCUGCACAACGAUUGCGGCAAAUUAUACGUGGAGCAUAUGAUAGGCCACUUGAAACUGGGAAAAACUCUGAGUCAAUGCAGGUCCUACGCAGUGCUGUGAUGUCCCUUGCUGGUAGGUCCGAUGAUGGAACCUCUGAUGGAUGCCACUGGGCAGAUGGUUUCCCUUUGAAUCUCCAUCUAUACCAGAUGUUGGUAGAAGCUUGCUUUGAUAAUGAUGAUGGUACUGUUGUUGAUGAGAUUGAUGAAGUGAUGGAGCUUUUAAAGAAGACCUGGGUUAUUCUUGGAAUUAAUCAGAUGCUUCACAACCUUUGCUUUGCUUGGGCAUUGUUCAACCAUUUUGUUAUAUCUGGUCAAGUAGAUAUUGAGUUGCUUUCUGCUGCGGAGAAUCAGUUGGCCGAAGUUGCAAAGGACGCCAAAACCACUAAAGAUCCAAAUUACAGCAAAGUAUUGAGUUCAACUUUAAGCUCGAUAAUGGGUUGGACAGAGAAAAGACUUCUGGCUUACCAUGAGACCUUCAAUGCAAGUAACAUUGAGUCCAUGCAAGGCAUUGUCUCAAUUGGAGUUUCAGCUGCAAGGGUUCUUGUUGAAGAUAUAUCCCAUGAAUAUCGUCGUAGGAGGAAAGAAGAGACUGACGUAGCUCGCAGUAGGAUAGAAACCUACAUAAGGUCUUCACUCCGUACAGCUUUUGCUCAAAGAAUGGAAGAAGCGGAUUCCAAGCGGUCAUCAAAAAACCCUACUCCAGUUCUGUCUAUCCUUGCAAAGGACAUUGGUGACCUAGCAAUUAAGGAGAAAAAUUUGUACAGCCCAAUAUUAAAGACAUGGCAUCCCCUUGCUUCCGGCGUUGCUGUUGUGACCCUUCAUUCUUGCUUUGGAAAUGAGCUGAAACAGUUCAUAGCAGGGCUUACAGAGCUGACCCCAGAUACAGUUCAAGUGCUUAAGGCCGCUGACAAAUUAGAGAAAGAUCUUGUUAAUAUUGCAGUUGAAGAUUCUGUGGAUAGUGAUGAUGGAGGCAAGUCAUUAAUCAGAGAGAUGCCACCAUAUGAGGCUGAAAAUGCAAUUGCUAACCUGGUGAAAGUUUGGAUUAAGGAAAGGAUAGACAGACUCAAGGGAUGGGUUGAUCGGAAUCUGAAGCAAGAGACUUGGAAUCCAGGUGCCAACAGAGAGAAUAUUGCUCCCUCUUCUGUGGAGAUGCUUCGGGUUGUUGGUGAAACAUUAGAUGCAUUUUUCCAGUUGCCCAUUCCAAUGCAUCCAGUUCUUCUUCCUGACCUAAUGUUUGGACUUGAUAGAAGCCUACAGCUCUUCGUAUCUAAAGCAAAAUCUGGAUGUGGAACAAAGAAUACUUUUAUGCCCCAACUACCUCCAUUAACACGAUGCGAAGUAGGAUCCAAUCUUUUGUUUAAGAAAAAGGAAAAGCCACAGAAUCCUCAGUACCGAGGAAACCAAAAUGGAACAACCAAUGGAGCUGAUCCCUUAGCCCUUCCUCAACUCUGUGUACGCUUGAAUACACUUCAGUACAUGCGAGGUGAGCUUGAGAACUUAGAGAAGAAGAUAAAAACAGGCUUACGAAAUGUUGAGUCAGCUCAGGCAGAUGUUACCGAUGGAUUGGACAUCAAGUUUGAUCUUUGUCAGUCAUCCUGUCAAGAGGGCAUUCAGCAGUUGUGUGAGACCACUGCAUAUAAGGUGACAUUCUUUGACUUGGGGCAUGUUCUCUGGGACAUCCUUUAUGUCGGCGACGUUGCAUCAAACAGGGUUGAGAUAUUGUUGAGAGAGCUUGACCCUAUCCUAGAGACCAUAUCUGGUAUGGUGCAUAACAAAGUGCGGAACCGCGCUAUAACCGCAUUGAUGAAAGCCACUUUUGAUGGGUUCUUGCUGGUGCUUCUUGCUGGUGGGCCUUUGCGUGCUUUCACCCGUCAAGACUCUCAGAUAAUAGAGGAUGACUUCAAGGCCCUCAAAGAUCUGUUUUUAGCUGAUGGUGAUGGUUUGCCAGAGGAAUUGGUUGAUAAGGCAUCCUCCCAGGUGACAUCUGGGCUGGGGAAAGCGGCGGCAGUGGCACUUGCCCAGGAGGGGUACCACAUCGUCCUUGCUGGGCGAUCUUCAGAAUUGUUAUCUGAGACCGUUCAAGAAAUUCGUAAUCGACAACCUGGUGCCUAUCUUGAAGUGUUUCAAGUCGAUUUAUCAUCCUACAAGUCAAUAAAGAAGUUUGAAACUUCACUGAAUCAGUGGAUCAAGGAUUCAAAUAUGGAGCGUUCUAUUCAGCUUUUGGUCAACAAUGCCGGAAUGCUAGCAAACUCAUAUCGAAUCACAGAGGACGGUUUUGAUGAAAUGAUGCAGGCAAACUACAUUGGUCCAUUUGCCCUGACCAACAUUUUGUUACCAUUGCUGAAGAGCAGCUCGACACCUUCUCGGGUGGUUAAUCUAUCAUCUUUCACACACAGAUGUGUGUCAGAAAUUAACUUAUCUGAGAAUGGAUUGAGAGGAGUAAGGUUUGGUCAUUGGUCAGGAAGGAGAAAUUAUCCCUUAGCUUCUACUUAUGAGUAUACCAAGUUUUGUUUACUGAUGUUCUCAUAUGAGCUUCAUCGACAACUUCACUUAUCUUCUGGUGUCUCUGUCAUGGUUGCCGAUCCUGGUGUAGUAGAGACAGGCAUAAUGCGGGAACUCCCUCCAUGUCUUUCUUGGUUUGCGCUUUCUGUUCUGCGCCUCCUUAAUCUCCUACAACAACCUGAAACUGGAGUUGGUGCUGUCCUUGAUGCUGCUUUGGCGCCACCUGAAGCAUCUGGAAAGUAUUUCUUUGGAGGGAAAGGGAGGACCAUAAGGUCUUCUCGGCUGUCCUACGACAUUGAAUUGGCCAAGAAGCUAUGGGAAGAAUCUUUAGCAUUAUUCAACGAGCUGCAGAUUAGAGAACAUGAAUUGAGGGCUAGUUGAACUAACCUGUACUACCUCCGUUCCACCUCCAUUCCAUAAGUAUUUCUAAAUUGUUUCGCAAGGAGAAAAUACUAUAAUUUCUUUCAAUAAAUAAGGAAUGAAUAAAGAAAGGUUAGAGGCUGGGUGGGGAUAAAA